[Torrubiella] hemipterigena is the source of this 1315-nucleotide messenger RNA. Lineage: Eukaryota; Fungi; Ascomycota; Sordariomycetes; Hypocreales; Clavicipitaceae. The record is from the annotation of a GenBank genome assembly.
CCGCUUGUCACCAAAAGGCCGCUUAUAAUCCACCGUUUGAAAGACCAAUGCCCAGUAUGCGUACAGUAUAGCUUCAAUUCAGAUUCAUAUAGCUUCUAAUAAGCUAAAUUUCUCGUAUGAUUGCCCAAAUCCUCUUGAAACACCCUCAGCAUACCUACACCGGAGACGGGGGUGGCGUAUACGCAGCACACAAGUCACACAGCGUCUCAAUACGUGCUCUCACGGUAAUGGCAUCAGGACACUGGGAUAGAGUUCCAAUAUCGCAAGGCGUCCAUCCCUUGGCUGCAAAGUGGUCGCAUUUAGUGUAAUGCCAGCACAAGAAUUCGCACAUGGUGUCUGUCAGCCAGGUGCUCAAUACAAUAGCCAAAAAGGAAUGUUCUUCCUUUUCCUUUUUAAUCGGAUUCAACUAAUAGGGUCAUAAAAAUUGCUUUAUAUUAAAUCUAGAAUUAUUCCGGGAACAAGGCGGUAUAUAUGCCCAUCUAGCUGGUGCUACCAUUCACUCCAAAACACCACUCCACCGCCAUCACCACUCGUGUUGACCUUGCACAAACCACCGUUCACAAACACUCUUCUGAAAUUGCAGGACUCACCCCAGCCAAUCAACAUGGUUCGCUAGCAAUGACCAGCCCGCCAACCCUUCUGCCUUGUGCCUCACCAGUCGCACUGCUCAACCGCCUUCUCGCACAGCACAAGUUCCCCACGACCAUUGUCGUGUGCUGUUCACGGCAAGACUUCAUCGACUCGCUCGUCUCCGACGCUAGAUUCAACGCAGAUGCAUCCGCGCGUGAUACUCUCCUCACAAAAACGUCUGCACAAGUCAGCACGUCGCGCCAUACGCGCACAGUCUUUGCGCCAACAGUGUCGCAUCUGCGCGCGGCGCUCACGACACUCUGUCCAUCGGAGACGGUAAAAGCCCCGCCCAAUGAGGACGAUAAUCCAGCCAAGGAGGAACCGUUGCUCGUUGUUUACGGGUUUGUCGAUGUCCACCGGGAGAGCGCCGAGUGGUCUGCGCAGGGAGCCAGUACCUCUGCGGCGGCCGUGGUCGAAGCAGCUGCAAGGAACGGCCUCCGCGCUGCAAUCGUCGAACCGAGUCCAGGGAGCUAUGAUGAAGUCAUGCCGCUGCUGGCAGGGACUAUGCAGCGCGAUGAUGGCGGGUGGAAUGGACGCUGUGUGACGGUGAGGACUGUCCUCGCCAGAUGGUUCACCGAAGAACGGGAAGCACCAGGCUCUUCAUAGAUACUAGGCCCGGGCAAUCAUCACGUUACGACUGUACAGAAUAAUGAGUCAUGCACAGCAUUUACUAUAAUACAUAUAC